Messenger RNA from Alnus glutinosa, 1432 nucleotides. RefSeq names its product staphylococcal-like nuclease CAN2. Gene Ontology annotation, biological process: tRNA aminoacylation for protein translation. The record is from RefSeq and is a predicted model, not a curated record. Gene Ontology annotation, molecular function: aminoacyl-tRNA ligase activity; ATP binding. The transcript is spliced from 9 exons. Gene Ontology annotation, cellular component: cytoplasm. The coding region runs from base 157 to 1158 and encodes 333 amino acids. Lineage: Eukaryota; Viridiplantae; Streptophyta; Magnoliopsida; Fagales; Betulaceae.
CUGUCCUUAAACCUAAUGUUUCUCGCCAAAAGCCGAUAAUCACGGCCCCCAAAACAAAUUUUACAAACAAAAAAAAAGCUCUUCCUUUUGUUUCUUUAGCUUUUGUUUGAAACCCAUUGACCAUCAGUCAUAGCUUCAGACUGAGGAAAGUCCAGGAUGGGAAACGCCUUGAGGUUCCUAUGUUGCAAGCCCACCGCAGCUGGGGACUCCGAAUCACUCGGACAUCAUGGUGUAUCGGCAGCCACCGUCGGCGUAUCGGCUCUCGCCCAGGAUCUCUUCCACUUUGAGAUCAACUCCCAGGUCCCGGAAGGACUCAGCAAGCAUGUUGUCUCGUCCAAGAAUGCUCAAGCUAAUUGGUACAGAAAAUUAAUAGAGGCAUGGAGAGAAGCAAAACCCCCUCCAAAAACAGCUGAAGAAGCUGCUAGACUUAUCAUUGAGACUCUAAAGAGACACCAAAAAGCAGAUGUUGAGGGUUUAUUGACUUUCUACGGUCUCCCUCUUCCUCAUACCUUAGUCGAACUUACUGCUGAGGCCACAACAUCAUUGCCGGCAGGCGUAGAGUACGAAUUUGAGACGUUGCCAGUUGAUGCAAAAGCUGUAGCAGAUGGAGAUGGUAUGACAGUGUAUGUCAGUACGACAGACCCCCGAGAGUCGUCAUGCGUUCCUAGAGAUGUACAAAUGGCAGCCGUCCAAAGAUCACAAGCACGUGCUCAGAAGAAUUAUGCAAAGGCCGAUGAACUUCAUAAAAGAAUUAAGGAUUCGGGAUAUGGGGUACUAAAUUUUCAGAACAAUGAGGAGAUCCUUGCCCGUAAGUGUAGAAUUCGUCUAAGGGGAAUAGAUGCACCAGAGAAUUCAAUGCCAUAUGGAGAAGAAGCGAAGGAAGAGCUGACUAAGAUUGUUCAGGGAAAGUGUUUGAGAGUCCUUGUUUACGGGGAAGAUCGUUAUGGACGCUACGUAAGUGAUCUAUAUUGCGAUGGCAAAUUCGUUCAGGAAUUAAUGCUCAAGAAAGGGUUAGCAUGGCACUAUUCAACCUACGACCAACGCCCAGAACUCGCAAACUGGGAACAAGAGGCCCGAGCUAAUCGAGUUGGCCUGUGGGCUUCAUCGAAUCCUGAGAAGCCAUGGGAAUGGAGAAAGGACAGACGCGAAGGGAGAUAGAGUUGUCCUUUCGCCCUAUCUCUGUGGCUAACCAUUUGAUCCAAUCAAGUUAAAACUAGGGUCAUAAAAAUGGAAAAACGGAGAAAGAACUUGUAAAGAAGCUUCCGUCCCUUUUCUUUUUAAUGUACAAAUCUUAUUUAACACUAUGCGUUGGCUGUGGCAACAUAAUAUUUAAAGUCAAAACGGAAGUGAAAAUUGGCUUGGUUUGUUAAUGGGUAGAAGAUGCUAUUUUAAUGUGAUCUAAAUGUGAAAACAUGUGAGUAUUUUGUGUGUA